This is a messenger RNA of Cylicocyclus nassatus, 654 nucleotides long. The record is from the annotation of a GenBank genome assembly. NCBI's taxonomy places the organism in Eukaryota, Metazoa, Nematoda, Chromadorea, Rhabditida, Strongylidae.
AUGUACACCCUUACAGAGCUUGAACCUAUUUUAGGCGUAACCCACAGAACCCUUUUAAGCUACAUUAAAGACGGCAGAAUAAAGGGCGUAAAAGUUGGUGGCAAGUGGAAAGUAUCAGAAGAAACUUUAAAGAAAGCAGAGGGCAAGAGCUUUAGCGCUAUUUGCUCACAACUCCAGAUAGCUAAAACAACCUGUAGUAGCUGGGAAAAAGAAUUUAAAGAACAAAUAGACCUAGUGAAAAGGCAGCAGCUACAGGAACUGGCAGAAAGCUACAGUAUUGGCAAGGAAGCCCGCAUUAAAAGACUGGGUAGCACGCUUGCCAAAAUUAACGAAGCGCUGGAAGAGGUAGACUAUUCACAGAUACCGCCAGAGAAGCUGUUAGACUUCAAGCUAAAGUAUACAGAAGCUCUUAAACAGGAAUACAUAGAGCUGCAACCAGCUAUAGCGCUGGAAAAAGAUACAGCGGACAAUAUCCUAGCCGCCUAUGCUAACCUUUACAGCAGAGCCAGACUAGGAGACAUUACAAAAGACCAGAUAGAAAAAGAAAGUACAAUACUUACAGGCGCUAUGAAAGCCUACGAAGCCACAGAACUAAAGAAUAGAUUAGAGAGCAUAGAAGCAGCGCUAGGCAAUAGACCUGUAAUAAAGGGGUAA